AUGAUUCCACACAGCCACAUUCUCGUUGGUACAAGAAUUACCUCGUGCAUUUCGACCGGCAGAUACUGGCAGCCACCUUCCUGCCUAAUGAUUGAACACAUGAUGUGGAAAAAAAAAUCCAUUCUCGAAGCAAAAUCCAUGGUAAAUGGGGUUUGCAAGCAUGUAGAUGUUGGCUAUGGCUCUGAUGGGGUUCUACACACCCGGCCAACAAAACAGAGUCCUUGGCGAGCCGUUGGUUCACGACUUAACCCACCGAAUCGGGAAUACUGCUCGUUGAAUCCUCCAAUCAGCGAUUAA
This is a messenger RNA of Colletotrichum tamarilloi, 297 nucleotides long. RefSeq lists its product as uncharacterized. The record is from RefSeq and is a predicted model, not a curated record. Lineage: Eukaryota; Fungi; Ascomycota; Sordariomycetes; Glomerellales; Glomerellaceae. Bases 1 to 297 code for a protein of 98 amino acids. The transcript has a single exon.